AUGUCGGCUGUGCCCAAGCGGCCUGUGCGGGUGGUGCCUGAUUUUCCACGAGGCAAUGCUUGCCUGGUGCAGUGGUUCUUGGACUAUGCCGAGGCCUUGCUCAGCGAGGUCCUUUGCUUCUUGGAUGGUCUCAGCCUCACCUUCCUGGAGCUUUGCAGCACCUGGUGGCGCCGCCUUGUGAGCACCAAUCUCGCCGGUGUGUGGCGCUUCAUUCACUUGUGCGCUUUGGGCGCUCGUCCGCCCAUGUCCUUGGCCCGCCCGCCCAAGGGUGUGACCCGAGGCGGCGGCCCGUGGAAGCAGCUCUGGCUAGCACACCGGUGGCUGCUCGCCGAGCCUGACGGGCGUCAGCGAAGCGUGGCCUUCGAGCAAGCGCGGCUGCUGUUGAGUCCGGGAUCACACGCAGUGGUGCAACCCAUGAAGCCCAGCCAGAGGUUCUUGAUAAACAUCAUUAAGAAUUGCUUGGAUGGCAGUUCUCAGCCCGACCCACGCUUUGGUCCACUGCACAAGAGGUGGUGCAGCCACUUGAUGGUUGGGGCGGAAGCAAUGGUGACCCAUGCGAAUGGUGUGCAGACCAACCACGAACAGCUAUACAUGUCCUGGUCGGUCUGCUUCUCCGCGAUGCAGGGCUUGCCUCGACUCUUCCUCGCAUCUGCGCGAGAGGCGCAAAGCGCUUGGGAGGUGGAUCUUGCUGAGUGCAGGCUGCCUCCUAAGGCGCCACUUCCUUGGGCAGCUGCGGCUCAGGAGAUCCAUGAGCUCCGCGCCGCGGGCCGCCCGUUGCGCUCCGGGCUGUGCGAUGCCGUGGAGCUCUGCAGCUUCCGGCGGCUCGGUGUGGCGUGCGCAGCAGGUGCAGCUUGCAGUGUCGGAGUAUUGGCAGCAUCUUCACAAGGAACUCUUUGGGCUGGAGCGAAGCCAAACGCACGGUCGAUCCGCCGAUCGCUGCUUGCAGCUGCUCUUGGCACUGACGUGCCCCAAGCCCUUUGCCCAGGAGCCUCAAAAGCUUGCGCUGGCACUCGAGGGCCUGCGGCCUCACUUCGAGUGAGGUCGACAUCAGCGCAGCUCGAGGUCGACCGUACCAAGGUGUCUGGUGUGAUGCGGCUUCACAGCCUGCGAAGACGCACCCCAUCGUGA
Molecule: messenger RNA, 1128 nt
Organism: Durusdinium trenchii
Lineage: Eukaryota; Dinophyceae; Suessiales; Symbiodiniaceae
Source: the annotation of a GenBank genome assembly